This is a messenger RNA of Bipolaris zeicola 26-R-13, 1638 nucleotides long. RefSeq lists its product as uncharacterized. NCBI's taxonomy places the organism in Eukaryota, Fungi, Ascomycota, Dothideomycetes, Pleosporales, Pleosporaceae. Bases 1 to 1638 code for a protein of 545 amino acids. The transcript is spliced from 6 exons. The record is from RefSeq and is a predicted model, not a curated record.
AUGAUCGAGGAACCAUCACAGCAGAUUGCCAGACCCAAAGUCACCAAUGGGAACAGACGGCCAUGGCAGGAAGUGGUGGCGGACAAGGUCGCCAUUCGCGAUGCGUUGAUUCAAUCACACUGCGAAAGCAACAAUACAGUGCAAGACGAAAAGAUUGUCUUAAUAGAUGACCUCAAGGAUCUGACGAACAGAUUGCAUGCUGGCGAGUUCACCGCUGAAGCAGUCGUCCGUGCCUACAUCAAGCGAGCUUGCCAAGCACAGGCAAAGACCAACUGUCUCACAGAGAUUUGCUUCGAUGGUGCCAUAAUACAAGCGAGGCAUCUUGACGACUAUCGAAAAGAGCACGGUAGAUUAAAAGGUCCCCUUCACGGCGUACCGAUCUCUCUUAAAGAUCAGUUCAAUAUGAAGGGGUUCGAUUCUACCCUGGGCUACGUCGGCCGUGCGUUCAGUCCGGCUAGCUCGAAUGCACUUCUCGUCGAUUUCUUGCAGGGCCUCGGCGCUAUAGUCCUUGCGAAAACAAAUCUGCCACAGAGCAUCAUGUGGGGUGAGACGAAUAACCCGCUUUGGGGUCUGACCACUCAUCCUUUGAACCCAACAUUUACCCCUGGAGGUUCCACUGGUGGAGAAGGUGCUCUAUUGGCUCUGCAUGGCUCACUGGUCGGGUGGGGUACUGACAUUGGUGGCUCCAUACGAAUUCCGAGCCACAUGAAUGGGCUCUGGGGCUUCAAACCAAGUAGCGGGCGAAUGUCGUAUCGCGGCGUUGAGGUUUCAAUCGAAGGCCAACAGCAUGUACCAUCAGCCGUUGGUCCCAUAACAAGGUCUUUAAAUUCAAUGAUUGCUGUAACAAAGCUGGUGAUCGAAGCAGAACAUUGGAAGCUGGACUCACAACUGCCUCCAAUGCCGUGGAGAAACGAUGUUUUUGAGACGCUCUCUUCCAGGCCACUCGUCAUUGGUAUUAUGCCGGAUGACGGCGUGGUCAAGCCUCUGCCACCAGUAGCUCGUGUGUUCCACGAGACAGUCGCGAAGCUGCAAGCUGCUGGUCAUGAAAUCGUGGAAUGGGACAUCUCUUUGAACAGAAGAUGUAUCGCUGUCCAAGACGAGUAUUACUCCGCAGACGGUGGUGAAGACAUUCGGACCGCCGUGUUGCAAGGUGGCGAACCGUUUGUGCCGCAGAUACAGGCCUUUGUAAAUCGUGGUCCCGCGAUCUCAGUUUACCAAUACUGGCAAGUGAACAAACGCAAGGUUGCGGCUCAACAGGCGUAUCUCGAGAUGUGGAACAAUAUGCGGUCUGAGUCGGGACGCCCGAUCGACAUACUUCUCGUGCCAACUGUGGCGCACCCCGCGGUCCCCCAUGGCCGCGUCGCCCCCUGGACAGGCUACACGAAGCUUUUCAACUUUCUCGAUUAUCCCGCGUUGUCAUUCCCAGCAGGAAAAGUGGACAACGCAAUCGACGUUGAGCUGGAUCCAGGUUAUGUAGCACGCAAUGACGCUGAUGCUUGGUGUCAGGGUUUGUAUGAUCUUCAGACCAUGCAUGGCCACCAUAUCGGCAUACAGAUCGUAGGGCGCAAGUUUGAAGAAGAGAAGGUGCUGGGUGCUGCUCAACAGAUAGAGCGGGUACUUUCUGCGCCUGCAAUGUAA